Messenger RNA from Beauveria bassiana ARSEF 2860, 792 nucleotides. RefSeq lists its product as uncharacterized. The transcript has 2 exons. The record is from RefSeq and is a predicted model, not a curated record. The coding region runs from base 1 to 792 and encodes 263 amino acids. NCBI's taxonomy places the organism in Eukaryota, Fungi, Ascomycota, Sordariomycetes, Hypocreales, Cordycipitaceae.
AUGAACCUUCCAUUGCUGGCAGGCUCUAUCGUGGCUCUCGCAAAAGCGCAGCAUACGGUUCUAUGGGUGCCCGAAUGCGGAGACGAAGUGUUGAUGCUUGGCACUCAUGCUGCUAGCGAGUUCAAAAGCGCAAACACGCUCAGUGUGACAGACAUUGAUUCCAUACUCGCAUUUAGCACGUAUACUGUGAUAUCUGAAAAAUUGGCACCGUCAGGGUUUCAAUAUGUCGGAGAAUACCUUGUAAAAACCCCUCCAUCCCGACACACCGUCACAACUUGCACGACGUCUCUGGCAGGAACACAAGCAGCGAAGUCAGCGUAUUUUCCGUCGGAAAAUCUCAUGCCGACCAAUACCCAGCCUCAGACGUCCGCACAAUCCCAAACUUCGGUGACCCCAACGCCUGUUACGUCUUGUUAUACUUCAGGACAGCCGCUGACGGAAUCUGUUUCGGUUAUGAAUAUCAUCUUCAGCUUUUGCGGUUUGCAUCCUAACAUUGACGCACCAACAAGCAUAUCCUCCACAAUGACACAUAGCGAUGUACCGAUGCUGCUUGAGGUCAGCCCUACCGGCUGCUCCUCUGAAAGCACUGCGAGCGGAACCAUGCCUGUGAGAUUUGGCAAACCAGAUGAUAGCAACUCAACCGACUCAAUAAAGACAUAUAACAAGGCACUUUAUCCAUGCGUUAAGCUGUAUGAGAUAUGGGAAUAUUGUCCAAUUUAUCCUCGGUUGGACGGAAGAGAUCUGCCUACUUCUAAGACUCUCAACGGCGUCACUCCGUGUGCCAACUCUUAA